UUUCCCACUUUUCUCCCCAUUUGUAUUUUCUUUUCUUUUUCAUCAUUCUCAUGCUGAUAAAUUAAUCCGUUUGUGUUGGUUAUUUUUUGCUCACUCAAUAAUAAUCCAUUAAUUUAUUUCACUCUUUUCCGCUCCUGCCACUAGUUCACGUUUUUUGACUGGAACAAAACAUGGCCAAUAAAAACUUUUAAAAUAAUUUUGUGUAGUAUAAAUUAAAGUUUAUAUUUUACAUGAAGUUAACUUUUGCUAAAGUCGAUUGAACUUAAUUUUUUAUAUAGUCGCUGUUACACCAUACAUGUUAAACACUUAGACGCCGGGUCAAUAAGGUCUAACGUCUUACUACCUGGUGAACACAUUUCUUCAUCUUGGUCUUCUUGCGUUCUUUCAUCUUUCUUCUUGUACUAUUGAUAAAUUGAUGUCACAAAUGAAACGAAACCAGAAGUAGAAUACAUCUAUUAACUUUGAAGACGGCUAUCAACCUUCAAAUUUGUCAACUAUCAAAGAACCAACUGUCAGAAAUAAUAACAGUACAGUGGCUGACAAAAGGAACGGAUCUACCAUGGUGCCAAACCGAAUAUUUGUCGGAGGCUUAACCAAUGGUACUACUGAACAAGAAUUAAGAAAUUUUUUCUCAAUUUAUGGUGAAGUAAAAGUGGUAAAAAUUGUCAAAGAUAAAUCUGGUGCACUAAAAGGUUUUGGUUUCAUUACUUUUGGAUCUGAUGAUGAAGUGAAGAAAAUUAUUGAUGCUGGACCUGUUUUGAUUUUUAAAGAUAAACGUAUCAACAUAGCACCUGCUUUUGAAAAAGAUAAUAGGACAAAUUAUAAUGACACCAGUAUUUCAUCUUCUCAGCAGCAGUCUCAUUUAAUGCCUUAUGGCAAUCAAGUUCAACCAUACUCAGUUCCCCCUAUGGCAACACCAGCUCAACCAAUGUUAACCCCUAUUAUGUACACUUAUCAAAAUGGUAUGGCAUUUUUUAAUAUGCCAGUAAAUGGAAAUUCUUCAGUUGCUUCUCAACCUUCAGGACAAUCCAAUUCAGUUCCUUCUGAAACCUUAGUACCAAGUGUUUAUGCAGCUGCUCCGUAUGGCCCCCAAAAUACAACAGGUAUGCAAGGUUAUAGUGGUCAACCUAUCUUCUAUCCAAAUCCUGUGCCCCAAGUCUUAUUACAGCAGUCUUAUUCAAACUUGCCAGUUAGUUCAGUGUGUAAUGGUACUCAAGGAUCAAAAGUUCUUUUUUCUAUGCCUUGUGAUACACCAUACUACUCAGGAGCUCAAAUGUCAAGUAUGGUUCCUGGUUCUGAUAUGGCUUAUUCAAUGCCAAUUAUGUCUCCAUAUAUGCCAUACAUGGUUGCUGCAUCUGAUUGUGGUUACCCAUAUUAUGAUCCAACAAUGGAAAAUAUUCAACUUGUUCAUCCUCCUAUGUAUGCAGAACAGUGCACAAGUUCUAGACCACCAUCUUCAGAUUCUACUGGACAAACACAAGUAAUUACUACCAAUCAAUUUGUAUCGUUGAUGUCAGUAGUUAGAAACGACGAGGAAAAACCUCAAAUGUAUUCACCUGAACCCCAACAAUUGUGUUUAACUCCAGUCAUAAGUUUAGCUGAACCUCCUCCUCAAUCUGUUACUCAACCAGUAAACUCUAAGCCUACCACAUCAUCUCCACCAGAUCCUGAAAAAUCUGAGUCUAAUCAACUACUCAUGACACAGAUUCAGUACAAUAUUAGGCACCCACCACCUACAAUUAAUAAUCGUCCUGAACAAAAAGAUCCUGUGAAUAAUAAACAACGGAGCGAAACACAAUCUUAUCAGGGCAAUAAUAAUAAUCUAUCUGUUAAAAACAAUAAUGAUUAUUUAAAAAGUGGUCCUAAAAAGUAUCCAGAAACUCGGACUUUCUAUAAGACUGGACCAUCCCAAUCUCCCAUUACUCAUCCCCGACACCCUAAUGGUCCUAUGGUCAAUUCUUCCUAUGCUAAUUCUUUUUAUGUUCCUAAUACUGGCUACCGUCAUCGAUUUCCUAAAGUGCACUAUCCUACUGUUCCUCAGGUGAUGCUAAAUCCAAACUAUCCUUAUCCUGCUCAGGGAAAUAUACGCCCUACUAAUGGACAGCAAAUGUUCAACAGAGGAACGAGAUACAGUAACAACUAUCAAAAAAAAAAUUAUAGUUCAUAUAAAGGAAACCGAGUAAAUCGAUAUAUUCCUGAUCAAGCUGACAACCUAGAAGUUUCCAGUAGUGAAGAUAGUCGCGCAGAUCCGUUGGCCGGAGGUGACAUGAGUACUCCUCAGGUAGAAGGAAUGUGUUCAGACAUGAGGUCAAUGACUAUUUAAAAAAAUAAUGAUAAAACCAAAUGAAAAAUUACCGCUUUUAUAUGUGAUCAAAGUUUAAUAGCCUCAACAAGACCGUUAAUCUAUAAAGCUAUUCCUACACUUAUUAUUUUUCAUAGUAUUAUUUAACUUAAUUAUUUUCUUAAGCUUGGAAUGACGGUCAUGCUGGUUAGAAAAAUAUAUUUAUAUUUUCAAAAAUAUUUUGCCAUUCUGUGUUCAAAAUUGUUAUUUAUUAAUAAUUAAUAAACACAUAUAUUAGGUAAUGGUGCAUAUUGUCGACCCUUUAUGACAAAUAAGGCUGUUUUACUGUGAUAUAAUAUAGAAACGCCUGUAAAAAACAUAGACACUUACAGUACUUACUUAAUGAUUUAAAGGUCUCUAGUGAAAUUUGCUCAAAUAGGUUUGUAAAAAAAUUCAGUGUUAUUAGUGUUUAUAAAUAAACAUAUUUUUAUGCUAUAUAUAAAUAUAUAUGUAUAUUAUACAUAUAUUUAUCAUAUGUAUAAAUAUGCAUUUAUUUAUUUUUUAUCAUUGUUAACCAAAAAUGUUCAAGUACAUUAAUCCUACUUAGUAUAAGAAUAUUGACAAAAAAUUCACAUAAUUAUAUUUAAUAAAAAGUUUUUUUUAUAUUAUUUUAUUGAAAAUCAGAUUAAAUGUUAGCAUACAGAUACUUAAAUUCUCAGAACUGAGUUUAAUAGUGUAAAAAUUACUGAAGUUAACUUGAAUAUAUUUAUAUUGGGUAAUGAAAUUAUCACAUCUAUUUAUGUACAAAACAAUUAUGAAAUUCUAUGUCUCUUAUUAUAAAUGUAUUUUGAGUUCUAAAAAUAUGUAUUUACUAUGGUUCAAUUAACAAAAAUUCAUUGCCAUUUUUACUAUAAAAUUGUUAAAAACUGACUUUCUAUUGUAUAAUGUAAGUAAUAAUACUGAAAAUAAAAUGUUAUUAAUUUUUUUUUGCUUAAAAUGAUUAAAAUUCAGUAAUUACUUUAUAAAAAAAUUUCAAAGGUACAAAAUAUUUCUUUGGUAAUACAAUAAUUUGUAUUAAAAUUUAUAAGCAUAUAUAAAUAUAAAUUGCCUAUUUGGGCAUUCAUAAUUUAAAAGUUAGUGAAAAAAUACAUUUGUAAUAUUUUAAUAACAUCACUAUUAAGUAAACUUGGUAACAAGAAUUUAACCAACUAAAAAUUCUUUUGAUAAAAUGUAAACUUUUUGUUGACUGAAAAAUAAUAUUUAUUGGUGGUUUCUCAAUACUGCCAAAUAAUAGAUAGAAAUAAUAUCGAAGCGGUAUUUUUUUUUUUUGGAUAAUCAGUGAUCUCUGAAGUGCCUGUAUUCAUUUUUUUUAUUGUAUCCUAAUGUAUAUAAAAAAAUGUUGAUUAUGAGUUAAUUAGUUUUUAAGUAAUUGUUCAGUAGAUUAUUAUGUUUGUAAAGUUAAAGUUAUAUUAAAAGUUAUAAAAAAUGUUUAUAGUUAAAUAUUAUAAUUUAAUAACUAAAAUACAAUAAUUUAGUAAGGAAACAAA
This is a messenger RNA of Daktulosphaira vitifoliae (grape phylloxera), 3828 nucleotides long. RefSeq lists its product as uncharacterized. Gene Ontology annotation, molecular function: RNA binding. NCBI's taxonomy places the organism in Eukaryota, Metazoa, Arthropoda, Insecta, Hemiptera, Phylloxeridae. The record is from RefSeq and is a predicted model, not a curated record. Bases 560 to 2323 code for a protein of 587 amino acids. The transcript has 9 exons.